Molecule: messenger RNA, 4476 nt
Organism: Schistosoma turkestanicum
Lineage: Eukaryota; Metazoa; Platyhelminthes; Trematoda; Strigeidida; Schistosomatidae
Source: the annotation of a GenBank genome assembly
AUGAAACAAUCGAAUUUACUAAAUUUUUUUGGUAAAAAACACGAAGAUUCAUCAUCUACAUCCUUACAUAAAUCACCAAAUACAGUUAUUGAACUUAAAGAUUCAAAGCAGUCUAGUUGUAAUGAAAGCUUUAUCAUUCCUGGAACACCCGAUUCUACUGACAGAGCUUUAGAAAUUUCGUUAACUGGUAGAGCAAGUUUAAGAACUGUACAAAUAGAUAAGGUCUCAUCCCCAAACUUACACAAACGCAAGAUUGUUGCUCGUCGUUCAUCACUUACCGUUCGUCGUGAUGAGAUUGUUCAGUCGAAGCUGCAUGAUCUACUUUCUAGUGAUCCUAUCGAUGAGAAUGAAAAUCAACAAAUGUGUUCCAACAGACAAGCACAAGUUUCAGCUAAGCUUCGCCGGGGAAACUAUGACCAUCUAAAUUAUGCUCCUCAGGAUCAGAUCAUGAAAGCAACAUCAAAGGAAAAUGAAUUCAAAGAUUUAAUAUCUCAUCGUUCCGCAAUUACUAGUAACCGUGCUAAAAUGAUGGUUUCUACGGCAUUACUUACUCGUUCGACAUCAAAGCGCAAAGCUACUGAAAUUUCAAAUGUUCAUUCACCAGAUUUAUCAAAUAACCGAAAGUUAAAAAAAUGUAGCGUUUCUAAUCCUGAAGGUACAAUUAACCCAAAAGGGGAUACAAAUUCAAAACAGCCUGUUCCUAAAGAAAUCCACCUCAAUACUGAAGAAUUAUCCGCAUUAGAUGACAUUCUAGACCAACUUGUUCAAAAAGAUAACUUACCUAGUCAUAUGCCUCUUGAACAGGAAACAAUCACUUUAGAUUCAUCACAAACAAAUUGUCACAUUGAACAUAACGCACAAUCCCCUGUACAUGAUGAAACAUUUCAGUCACUGAAUUUAAGUGAUUGGUCACCUGUUAAGGAAGAGUCCACCAUGUUAAAACAACAGGAUACUAUUGACGAUCAGUUAUUUCGAAUUCCGGAACAAUCCGUUUUACGUGGAACUGUUAUGGAGAUAAAUAGCAAAUGUGACCAAAGUGAAUUGAUUGUCCAGUUAGAUGAUGUUAGUUGUACAACUGGUAAUAAAGCCGUAAUAAAUAUCAUCCUACGUGAUUCCUGGUUGGAUUCACCUAUUCGAAUAAAAGAUACUAUAAAUAUCAUUCCAAAUAUAUUUGGUGAUAUAAAAAAUGCUGUAUAUAAUAAUUCUACUUUAAUUAUAUCAGAUAAUAAUAAUAAUAAUAAUCAGACUCAUAAUGAUUGUUCAGCAAUAUGUUUAUAUCCAAAUUAUUUAUUACCUACUACAAAAGUUGUCAGUAGUUUAAAUUGUUUAAGACGUGUAGUAUUGGAACAAUUUUGGAUUACAGAUGGUGGUUAUCAUGAGGAUAAUGAAAUUACAAAUCAAACUUAUAAUUGUUCAUCUGAUAUUAUGUUGAUGGGUAGUUUAGUGCAUGAACUUUUUCAAAAGAUAAUUUCUAGAAAAAAUAAUCAAAAAGAUGAUGUUUUACAAAUUAUUUCGGGACUCAUUUUUCGUCCUUCAGUAGUCUUACAAAUGUACGCUUCUGAUAUUAAACCAAAAACGUUGUUUACAAAACUGGAAGAGUUUAUUCCGAAAAUUUUUGACUGGACCCAAACACACUGUAUUCAACAGCUGCCUUAUCAUACCAGUAUGCCAGUUAAUCAAGUGAAAGUAGAAGAUGUCAUUGCUAUUGAAGAAAAUAUUUGGUCAAGUCGUUUUGGUUUGAAAGGAAAAAUUGACUCGACAUUAUUAUGUGAAAUUCCUUUGAUUGGUGAAUUAAAACCUACGUUAAAUGUAAUUCCUAUGGAAUUAAAAACUGGUAAUCCAUCUUAUUCAAUUGAACAUAAAGGUCAAGUCUAUUUAUACUUACUAUUGGCUAGAGAAUUUUAUGGUUCGCAUUACGAUACGUUUAAAUAUAAAAGAGUUCCAGUUGCAAAUGCUGGUUGGCUUGUCUAUCUGAAGGAGCCAAUGAAACCGAAUUUCAAAAAACAGAGUUCGUACACAAAUCCCGGAAUCCUCUAUCCAGAUAUUAAUAGUUUUCGUGGUCUUUUACAGAUGAGAAACAGGUUGGUCUCAGGAAUUGUCGAUCUACUAAGGUCAGCUAAUGCUUCUUAUGAGCAACCAGAUGUUGAUAUUCAGAAACUUAAACUACCUGGUUGUAUAAAUCAACUACGUGUUUGUCAAACUUGCAGUCUACAGCUAACGUGUAGUUUAUUUGCAGAAAGUCCUACAAAACCGCAUUCAAAUGCAUGUGAUUCAUUUUCCAGUGUUCAAAAACUUCUCAUAAACAAUCGGUCUCAUCUUCAACAAGAGUACAUUAACUUUUUUAUUAAAUGGUCUAAACUCUUAUUGACAGAAUAUAUGGAUAAUGAACGUUUCGAAGAUGUGAUCGGAAACAUAUACAAGACAUCUUUAAAAGCUGACAAACUCAUCACUAAUGGUACUAUUCGUGGUUUACGUUUAAUGAAAACGAAAAUUUCACAAAGUUCAAUAUCUGGUGAAUGUGAAGUUCAAAGUUGGUUUAUUUUACACAAAUCCAUUGAUCAACCUUAUGAUGAAUCCUUAUUAUCCCUUUCAAAUCUCAGUAUUGGUGAUUUUGUCAUUGUCAGCAGUGAUGAUUCUCGUUUUCUUGGUAUCGAGUUAGCAACUAUUGCUCCAGUUGAAGGAUUUCAUGAAUUUGAUUUUACUGAUUAUGAAUCGGUCCCACCAGUGUCGGACUAUAAGAAAUAUGCAUUAUCUCUCAUUUCAACUAGGUCAUUUCCUGAUCGAAUUAAAUUGUUUCGUAUUGAUCGUUAUGUGUCAAUGAAAGCAAUUCAGUUGAAUUUAUCCAACUUAGUGGGUCUAAUGCGGAAUUCUAAGUUAUGCCAUUUACUACGAGAGCUUAUCAUUGAUGGUCAUACACCGGAUAUGUUGAAAACAAUAUCUAAGAAGACUGUUAAAGAAAUACGCUUUAUUCUGAAACCAUUGAAUAUAAACCAACGUACAGCUAUAUUGCAAUCACUGUUCUCAAAAAAUUAUCUUCUAAUCAAAGGAUAUCCUGGAUCAGGAAAAACUGAAACUUUGAUAGCAUUAUUACGUGUACUUAUUAUAUUGAAGAAAAAAAUUCUUGUCACAGCACAUACUCAUUCAGCUGUUGACAAUUUACUUGUAAGAUUAUGUCAAACUGGUGAAACUCGUAUUAUUAGACUUGGACAAAUGGAUCGUAUACAUGCUGAUUUAUUAAAUUAUUCAUUUGAAUAUAAAUUAAAUAGAUUUCUGAAAUCUGAUGAAAAAAUCAAAAAUAAUGUAAUUGAUUACAUAAAUAACAUUAUGAUGGAUGCUGUUGUUGUUGGAUGCACAGCAUUAGGCGCAAGUGGAGGAAAUGACCAACGGCAUGCAGCUUUGACAUAUCAAAAAUUCGAUGUUGUUCUAAUUGAUGAAGCUAGUCAAUUAAUGUUUCCUACUACUCUGGGACCAUUACUAUGCCUUACUGAAGAGCAACAGCCAGACUCUAUCAAUUGUUGUCGUUUUGUACUGGUUGGUGAUCCUUAUCAGUUGCCUCCUUUAGUUCGUAGCCAAAAAGCUAGAUUUGGUGGUCUUGAUCAAAGUCUCUUUUCCAUAUUAUUAAAUCAUCAUAACCAUGACCAUCAUAGUCCAUCAACAGUGAAUUCCUCAGUGGAAUAUUCAAAGAAAGGGUUCAUAGUGGAAUUAACCAUUCAAUAUCGUAUGAAUUCCAAAAUUUUAGCAUUAUGUAAUCAUUUAACGUAUAAGAAUAAAAUAUCUUGUGCUAAUUCGUCUAUAUCCCAAGCUACAUUGAAGUUAAACUCUAAUCUUAUCUCAGAUAAAAUAUUGGACAAAGCAAACUGUGAUUUGCCAUUAUGGAUAAAACGUGUAAAAAGUCCACUUCUAGCGGAUUCUGUAUUACUUUUAGAUACAAAGAUGCUUGAUUGUUGCACCGUUUCUCCAAAUGGAUCUCGUACAUCAAACUCGAAUCCUGUUGAAGCUCAGUUAAUUCUCUACAUACUAAAAGAAAUCCGUAAUGUAUUUCUUCUUGAUAUGAAAGAUGUUGGCGUUAUAACACCAUACAGAGCACAAGUUUAUUUAUUAAAAAAUAUAAUGAAAGAGAAUUCACUUGAAACGAUUGAAGUGAAUACAGUGGAUCAAUUUCAAGGUCGUGAUAAAAGACUAGUUUUACUCUCUUUAACUACUUGUCCAUCUUCAGUGCUUAAAAUGAAUAGAAAUGAGUCUGCUGAAUCAAAUCGAAAUCAUUUACUUGAUGAUCUACCACGACUGACUGUCGCUUUAACUCGCGCUCAACAUAAACUAAUCAUUAUCGGUUGUACUGGUCAUCAUGAUCUGACAGAAAACAAUUCAAAUCAGAUAACAAACCUUCAAAAUUUAUUUUCUUUUAUUAAAACUAUGAUUGGUGGUUAUGAGAUUUUACCUUCAAAUACUAUAACAUGGAUCAAUACUAGGGAAUAG